AUGAAGGCCUUCCAGCGAGCAAUUCCUGCUCUACGGCACUUUCACCUCAGCCAGAACCUGCAGCACCAGCAAGGACUGCAUCGAUAUGCGCGACUCGUCCACUCGUCCACCACCAAAGCUGCGGUUGCGCACCCAGUGAACGCCUCUGGGCCUCCGCCAAAGCCGCCAGCGUCGACGGCGAGCCCUCUAAGGAAGAGAUUCUGGAAAGAUGUUCACGUUAAAGAAGCUGCAGGCAGGCACCCAACUGACGUCUUGUUUUUGUCAAGCUUGAUAGAUAUUAACAUGUGCUUUACUUUAAUAGGAGGCCAUCAAAUAUACCUGGACAGCCGGCCAGUUCGAACACCAGAGAAGAAUAUAUUAACUGUGCCUUCCUCGAAACCCCAUCUUGCGCACGCUAUCGCCCUAGAAUGGGACCUACUCAAGACAGCACAGCAUGCAACCAAGUACCACCUUAUACCGAUGACAUCAAUCACCGGCCGGGCCGAAGAUAUCGCAGCUGAAGAUGCCAAAGGAGUGACCACGAUACGAGACGAUAUAACCCGAGUAAUGCUACGGUAUCUUGAGACCGACACACUUCUCAGCUGGGCCCCGGAGAGAGAACCAGACUAUGUCGGACGAAGUGAAGAGAAGCGCGAGACGCUGCGGGAGAAGCAGAUCAAGGCGGCCGAGCCCAUCAUCUCGGCCCUGGUUUCUGCUGUCUGGCCUGGCGUAGAGCUUAAGCCAACCCUUGACGCCAACAGCAUCAUGCCAUUGCCUCAACCACAGCAGACAAUUGAUUUCAUUCGAGGGUGGCUGUCGAGUCUUUCGCCGUACGACCUUGCUGGCGUGGAGAGAGCCGGAAUAGCCACAAAAAGUCUGCUGGUCGGCACCCGGGUGGUGAUCGAAUGGAGCGAAAACUUCCGCCAUAUCCGGCCUAACGGUGCGAGCAGGACGUUCGGCAUCGAAGAGGCCGCGUAUGCGUCGAGCCUGGAGGUCAGAUGGCAGAUAGAGAACUGGGGAGAAGUCGAGGAUACGCACGAUGUAGAGAGGGAGGACUUGCGCCGACAGCUAGGGAGCGUCAUCCUGCUAGUAAGCGGUUGUCCUGCAUGA
Messenger RNA from Nannizzia gypsea CBS 118893, 1089 nucleotides. RefSeq lists its product as hypothetical. The transcript has a single exon. Gene Ontology annotation, cellular component: mitochondrion. Lineage: Eukaryota; Fungi; Ascomycota; Eurotiomycetes; Onygenales; Arthrodermataceae. Gene Ontology annotation, biological process: mitochondrial proton-transporting ATP synthase complex assembly. The coding region runs from base 1 to 1089 and encodes 362 amino acids. The record is from RefSeq and is a predicted model, not a curated record.